AUAUAUAUAAGCUCAGUUGUAUUUGUGAAUAAAGAUCAUUGUAGAAAUAGUAGCGUCAGGAAAAUUUGUCAAAUAAAGCGUGGUCAAGCCACAAGGAACUUCACAAGAAAAACCGGCGUACAAGUACUUUCCAGUGAGGAACACCACACUGCGCCACGAUGCCAGAACCAGAACAAACUAUGGAAGGAGAGGUUGAAACUUUUGCCUUCCAGGCAGAAAUUGCCCAGCUGAUGAGUUUGAUCAUCAAUACUUUCUAUUCCAACAAAGAAAUCUUCUUGAGAGAAUUGAUCUCUAACUCAUCUGAUGCUUUGGAUAAGAUCAGAUAUGAAAGUUUGACUGAUCCUUCAAAACUGGACCUUGGAAAAGAUCUGGAAAUUAGAAUCAUACCAGACAAGGACAACAACACACUGACCAUUAUUGAUACUGGUAUUGGAAUGACCAAAGCUGACCUGGUCAACAACUUGGGUACUAUUGCCAAGUCUGGUACUAAAGCUUUCAUGGAGGCUCUACAAGCUGGAGCUGAUAUUUCUAUGAUUGGACAGUUUGGUGUAGGUUUCUACUCCGCCUACCUUGUUGCUGAUAAAGUAGUUGUCCAGACAAGGAACAACGAUGAUGAGGAAUAUAUCUGGGAAUCAGCAGCUGGAGGAUCAUUUACAGUCAAAACAAUAACAGGCGGCGAGUCCGUUGGCAGAGGUACCAAGAUUACACUUUACAUGAAAGAAGACCAAACUGAAUAUUUGGACGAAAAAAGAAUCAAAGAAGUUGUGAAGAAACACAGUCAGUUCAUUGGUUAUCCAAUCAAAUUGUUGGUAGAGAAGGAACGUGACAAAGAAGUAUCAGAUGAUGAAGAAGAGGAAAAGAAGGAAGAUGAAGAUGAGGAGAAAAAGGAUGACAAACCAAAAGUAGAAGAUCUUGAGGAAGAUGAUGAAGAUGAGGACAAAGACAAAGAUAAGAAGAAAAAGAAGAAAAUCAAGGAAAAAUACACUGAAGAUGAAGAAUUGAACAAAAUGAAACCCAUCUGGACCAGAAACCCAGAUGAUAUUACACAAGAAGAGUACGGAGAGUUCUACAAAUCCCUGACCAAUGAUUGGGAAGAUCAUUUGGCUGUCAAGCAUUUCUCAGUAGAAGGACAGUUGGAAUUCAGAGCUCUACUGUUUGUCCCAAAGAGAGCCCCGUUUGACAUGUUUGAGAACAAAAAGAAAAAGAACAAUAUCAAGUUGUACGUCAGAAGAGUAUUUAUCAUGGACAAUUGUGAAGACCUUAUCCCAGAAUAUCUCAAUUUUGUUAAAGGUGUUGUCGACUCAGAAGAUUUACCUCUCAACAUUUCCAGAGAGAUGUUACAACAGAGCAAAAUUCUCAAAGUUAUCAGAAAGAACUUGGUGAAAAAAUGUAUUGAGUUGUUUGAUGACAUUGCAGAGGACAAAGACAACUACAAAAAGUUUUAUGAACACUUUGGCAAGAACCUGAAGCUUGGAAUUCAUGAAGAUUCCACAAACAGAAAGAAGAUUGCUGAUUAUUUAAGAUAUCCCACCUCCAGUUCCGGAGAAGAAAUGUCAUCACUUAAAGAAUAUGUUUCCAGAAUGAAAGAAAACCAGAAAGUGAUUUAUUACAUCACAGGUGAAUCCAAAGAAGUUGUUCAGAACUCUGCCUUUGUUGAGAGACUGAGGAAGCGAGGACUUGAAGUUAUUUACAUGAUAGACCCCAUUGACGAGUAUGCUGUACAGCAAUUGAAAGAGUAUGAUGGUAAAAAUCUGGUCAGUGUAACCAAAGAGGGUCUAGAACUCCCUGAAGAUGAGGAGGAAAAGAAAAAGUUUGAGGAGGACAAAGCUGCCUACGAAGGCUUGUGUAAAGUAAUGAAGGACAUCCUGGACAAGAAAGUAGAAAAGGUUACAGUGUCCAACAGACUGGUAACUUCCCCUUGUUGCAUUGUAACAAGUCAAUAUGGGUGGUCAGCUAACAUGGAAAGGAUCAUGAAAGCUCAAGCUCUGAGAGAUACCAGCACCAUGGGUUACAUGGCAGCCAAGAAACAUUUAGAAAUUAAUCCUGAGCAUGCAAUUAUCAAAUCUUUGAAGGAAAAAUCCGAUGCUGAUAAGAAUGACAAAGCUGUGAAAGACUUAGUUGUGUUAUUGUUUGAAACCUCUUUGUUAGCAUCAGGAUUCUCACUAGAGGAACCACAGAGCCAUGCCAACAGAAUUCACAGAAUGAUCAAACUUGGUUUAGGAAUUGAUGAGGAAGAUGUACCAGUAGAACAAACAACAACAGAAGAAAUGCCACCAUUAGAAGGAGACGAAGAUGAUGCAUCACGGAUGGAAGAAGUCGACUAAACAAAAGAACUGUUAUGAAAAGACACCCGCCAUUUUUACAUCUUAAAUCAUCAUGUUAUUGAUAUAGAAAAAUCAUGUGAAUGAAAAGACAAUUCAAGUCGCAAAAAAUAUCAGCAGAGACCACUGAAGUCAAUUGUUGUUAGUGAUAAAGAUUUAUGUAUUUUGUUUCAGUUAAGAAAAAACUCAUUUUUGUCUGUGAUCUUCAUUUUUCAUUGUGGUUUUCAUCCUUUUAUAUGAAAAAAAUGUUAUUAAAAUCCUAAAAAAAUUG
Mytilus trossulus (common blue mussel) is the source of this 2592-nucleotide messenger RNA. Its product is annotated as heat shock protein HSP 90-alpha-like. Bases 159 to 2324 code for a protein of 721 amino acids. Gene Ontology annotation, biological process: cellular response to heat; protein folding; protein stabilization. The record is from RefSeq and is a predicted model, not a curated record. Gene Ontology annotation, cellular component: cytosol; protein-containing complex; perinuclear region of cytoplasm. Gene Ontology annotation, molecular function: ATP hydrolysis activity; ATP binding; disordered domain specific binding. The transcript has 10 exons. NCBI's taxonomy places the organism in Eukaryota, Metazoa, Mollusca, Bivalvia, Mytilida, Mytilidae.